AUGACAGCUUGCGAAAGUGGAGGUGGAGGUGGAGGUGGUGGCGGUACUUACGCCAGCAAGAAACGGAAGAAGCCCGUUCAGAAAAUACCGAAGCCUCCACCCCCCGACGGUGCCAAGUCAAACCCUUCGAAGAGGCACAGGGAUCGGCUGAACAUGGAGCUGGAUAAACUGACCAAUCUGCUGCCCUUCUCGGAGGACGUCCGUACCCGGCUGGACAAACUGUCCGUCCUGAGGCUCAGCGUCGGCUACCUGAAGGUCAAGAGCUUCUUCAUCGCCACAAUGAAGAAAAGUGUGAAUACGUCUAACAGCUGGACUGCAGGAACCAUGGCAAGAAACGGGCAGACGUUAAGCAGUUUGGAUGGAGUUAACAUAUCUGAGGGAGAGUUAUUGCUGCAGGCUCUGAACGGCUUCGUCAUGGUUGUAACAGCAGAUGGUUACGUGUUUUACGCAUCACCCACCAUACAGGACUACUUGGGCUUUCAUCAGUCGGAUGUGGUGCAUCAGAGUGUGUUUGAGCUGAUCCACACAGAUGACCGUGACAUGUUUCGGAGGCAGCUGCACUUUGCCCUGAACCCCACGCAGUGUGAGCUGUCUGACGACACUGACAUUCUUCAGAAGACUAGUGACAUCACCUCCGCCAUUAUAAACUACAAUCCCCAACAGCUUCCUCCGGAGAACUCGUCCUUCCUAGAAAGGAGCUUCUGCUGCCGCUUUCGCUGCCUCCUUGACAACUCGUCUGGCUUCCUGGGUAUGAACUUCCAGGGAAGACUGAAAUAUCUUCACGGGCAGAGUAAGAAGGCAGAGGACGGCACUAUGAAUCACCCCCAACUGGCUCUGUUCGUCGUAGCCACACCACUCCAGCCGCCCUCCAUAUUGGAAAUUCGCAGCAAGACUCUCCUCUUCCAGACCAAACACAAGCUGGACUUCACGCCCAUGGGCGUCGACACCAGGGGGAAGGUGGUGCUGGGUUACAAUGAGAUUGAGCUGUGCAUGAGGGGCUCUGGUUACCAGUUUAUCCAUGCUGCAGACAUGAUGUACUGCGCUGACAAUCACCUGAGAAUGAUUAAAACAGGUGAAAGUGGUUUCACAGUCUUCAGACUUCUAUCAAAGGCAGGGAUCUGGAUCUGGGUGCAGGCUAACGCCAGACUCGUCUACAAGGGUGGGCGACCUGACUUUAUUAUUGCUCGACAGAGAGCCCUAACGAAUGAGGAAGGCGAAGAGCAUCUUCGUCAGAGAAAGUUGCAGCUACCCUUCAGCUUCGCCACUGGUGAGGCUGUCCUGUACGAGACAACCCCCUCUCCAAACGUGACCGACAUUCCCAGCCAAAUCAAAGAGGGAAAGAUCAGUAAACCGGCAGCACUGCCACCAAGCUCACUGCUGACAUGCAUGCUAAAGCAGGACCAGUCCAUCUACCAGGGCAACAGUGAUCAGUUUUGUCUGGAAAAGGCAUUUCGGGACAGUCAUGCCCUACUUAAUGUCCCCGGGAAGUCCUGGGCAGGCGCAGAAGGGAACUCUGUGGGCAUCAAAAAGGAAUCGCCUGUGCAGGCCAUGAUGGACAGCCUGCAACAGAUCAUAGGGGACACGAGCCUUUGUGGCAAACUCGAUGAGCUGGAUGUCGAUGAGCUGGAGCUAAAGGAGUGGGAGAACACCCUGCUGCGAAUGAAUAAUCUGAGCAAUGCUAAGACUCCCUUUGAAAAUGAUGAAAUCAUGACCGAAGACAUCUUCUCGUAUCUAGAAGAUGUGCUGUUCAAGGAGAGUAGCACCAGUCUGAACGAAUGUCUUCCUGAGUGUCUGUCCGAAAUGCAGCUGCAGGGAGACCUUAAUGAAACCCUGGGCAUUCAGGACGGCAUAAGAACAGACAGCUCGGGAAGGGGGAUGAUAAAGCAUGCACAUCUAGGGCCAGAGAUUCCUUUUGGGCAGCCGGGUGAUCUUGAGGAACCAUAUGUGAGUCCGAUGGAGCUUUGUGAAAAUAUGACGCCUUUCAAUCCUUUACUUCAUGGGCAACAGAAUCAGGCCGGACUGGUGCAGCAAAGAGCGCCGGCCCAACACGUCCAAGCGGGGUUCGUACAGAGAGCUCAGACAAGGAAUCUCCUCGACCAUCAGAAUCAAGUCCAACCAACAGGCUUCCAUAACCAGAGCUCCCUUCCAUUCAGUCAGGCAAUCAGGGAGGGCAGUCAGUGGACGGGAACCCAGACACCCAACAGCAAAAACACUUCACCUUUGCAAAACGUCAUGUUAAAACCUGCUUCGAAUGCCUGUCUCCAGGGACAGUUUAUCCUCAGCAAUCAGAACAUAGACAAUCAAAGACUAAUGACUAUGCAUCAGACCCAGCCUUCCAUUCAGCAAGGUCUGAACUCUUUGCCCCAAGUUCCCAACAUUCCCAACGUUCCCAAUCUCCCAAACAGUCAUCAUCACAUCAUUUGUGGUCAGUCAAAUGAUCUCCAGCAAGAUCCAGUUUCUAGGCUGAUGGUGCAGUCCAACUAUGUCUCAGGCACCCAUCCUCAACCUGUUGCUACAGCAUAUGGCCAGCAGGGGGAGCUCAUGCAGCCUUCUAAUGCAGUGUAUGGACAGCAGGGAGGGUCAUCACAACCUGCAAAUGCAGCGUAUGGACAACAGGGAGGGCCCUUGCAACCUUCUAAUGCAUUGUAUGGACAGCAGGCAGGGGCAUCGCAACCUGCGAAUGCAGUGUAUGGACAGCACGGAGGGUCAGUGCAACCUGCAAAUGCAGUGUAUGGACAGCACGGAGGGUCAGUGCAACCUGCAAAUGCAGUGUAUGGACAGCAGGGAGGGUCAGUGCAACCUGCAAAUGCAGUGUAUGGACAGCAGGGAGGGUCAGUGCAACCUGCUUAUGCGGUGUAUGAACAGCAGAGAGGGUCAUCACAACCUUCUAAUGCGGUGUAUGGACAGCAGGGAGGGUCAUCACAACCUUCUAAUACAGUGUAUGGACAGCAGGGAGGGUCAUCACAACCUUCUAAUACAGUGUAUGGACAGCAGGGAGGGUCAUCACAACCUUCUAAUACAGUGUAUGGACAGCAGGGAGGGUCAUCACAACCUUCUAAUGCAGUGUAUGGACAGCAGGGAAGGUCAUCACAACCUUCUAAUGCGGUGUAUGGACAGCAGGGAGGGUCAUCACAACCUUCUAAUGCAGUGUAUGGACAGCAGGGAAGGUCAUCACAACCUAAUAAAGCAGUGUAUGGACAGCAAGGAGGGUCAUCACAACCUUCUAAUGUAGUGUAUGGACAGCAGGGAAGGUCAUCACAACCUAAUAAAGCAGUGUAUGGACAGCAAGGAGGGUCAUCACAACCUUCUAAUGUAGUGUAUGGACAGCAGGGAGGGUCAUCACAACCUUCUAAUGCAGUGUAUGGACAGCCGGGAGGGUCAUCACAACCUUCUAAUGCAGUGUAUGGACAGCAGGGAGGGUCAUCACAACCUUCUAAUACAGUGUAUGGACAGCAGGGAGGGUCAUCACAACCUUCUAAUGCAGUGUAUGGACAGCAGGGAGGGUCAUCACAACCUAAUAAAGCAGUGUAUGGACAGCAGGGAGGGUCAUCACAACCUAAUAAAGCAGUGUAUGGACAGCAGGGAGGGUCAUCACAACCUAAUAAAGCAGUGUAUGGACAGCAGGGAGGGUCAUCACAAUUUACUAAUGCAGUCUAUGGACACCAGGAGAUCUCACACCCUUCCAAUGCCAUACACAACCAGCAGGAGAGGUUAAGGCAAACUUCCAAUGCAGUUUAUGACCAGCAGGGGAAGCUGAUGGGCAACUGUGCUGCUGCACCCAUAAGCAGUUGCAUGUUUGGGAAGGGAAAUCAGACCCCUGUCAACAGCUUACCUUACAGUUCGACUGGUCAGGACGCAGUGAUUUCAGUCUGCCAGAAGCCUAAUGGUUUUCUGGCCCAGAAUUCAACCCAGGGCUUAUGUUUGUAUCAAAGUGGCCCCGCAGAGGGUGUUAUAAACGACAUGGCCCUGUCACCUGAUGGCAAUAUCAUCUGCAAUCUGCCACAGCAGUUUCUUACCUGCAACAGUCAAACAAAGAUCACGAAUCGUCCCGUCAAGGAGAACAAACCAUUCCAUUUCGCCCCUUUAAACAACCCGAAUGAGAAUUUCUAAAACGACAGAAAUCCCAUCCAGCGCAGCUAUUAACGUGCCUACAGACUUUCUAUGCAUAAAGAAAGAAGGAGGGAUGUCCCCGAGGAGACACCGUACACGCUUCUACAUGUUUAGAUUCUUUUCUUUGUUCGUAUCGCAGCUGAAAAACACAAAAGGAAAGAAAGUUGUCCUGACACGGGGGGGAGCCGUACCAGUGACUGUAGCGCUUCGUCAGACAGGCCACUCAGCGGCUAUUCGCGCUUGAACUCUUGCUUAUUCAUUCGUUCAUUUAAUGGUGUGUUCAUUUACUCGCUCCCUGCCCGGAGAGGUUAAGAAGGAUGAGCGUAUGUAUGGUGAACGUAUUUAUUUUCACUUUUUGUGCAUUUCUUUGAUUUGUUUCAUUCUGUGGAAGACUCUGGGCAGGGUGUGUAUUUGUGUAUAUGUGUGUGUGUGUGUGUGUGUGUGUUUGUCUCUGUGUGUGUGUGGCAACGAGGAGCCGCCCAGAGCUCAUUAAUGAAGUAUGCAGUAAUAAAGGUGAAACCUUUUUUACUGUAGGAUACAAUUCUGGGGGAAAGCCAUUAAAACGUGCACACUUGCUUUUCCGAUUGUCGGAAAGCGUAGUGUAUUCUUUUUAAGGGAAACUUAAACACUUACCACUCGUCGGCUCCCUUUGGAUUUCUCUUGAUGCACUUAAGAAGGUAAAAGAAACGUCUGUAAUAAUUACAGAUUGUUAAAGAUAUAUAAAAAGAUACAUUGUGUCCUGCAUCCAAAGACGUAGCACUAUGACAGAUAAACUUAGCACGCAGCUAUGUUACGUUAGCCAUUAUUUUUAAGUACGCUCUGGAUCUGCAGGGGCGAAAUGACUGCCUGACUGACAGCUUCAAGCCGGACAGGGAAAUGCCCCACACCCGAACACAUCAGCCACUCGGCUAACCACCAAUGACACUAUCGGUUUGUAUGGACAUAGAACGCCCAGAUGUGUUUUUAUCCCAAAAUGGACUUUUGAUGGACUUGAUUUGUGGAUGCCCACUCAUCAUUAACUCACCACCCGACUUCUCAACAUUAACUUAUGAUUACGUUAUCAUAACUAAAAUAUCAUGAUAAAGGACUUUCAAUAUGCGCAGCUUUUGUUUUAAAUGUGCUUUUUGUACUUUUUUUGAACAUUUAAUCAUUUGUCAAAAUGUCAUUGAGCCAUUUUGGUGUCUGCUUUUAAUGAUUGUUUUAUUGUGACCCUUGUCUAGUCGACGCUAUCUUGAUAGCGUUUGGUUUCUUGACUUUAAUGAAAACACUUGCAUAUAGAGUGUCAAACCUAAAGGUGCACAGAAGUCAGGCCGCUCGCCAGCCAUCCCCCGUUUGUGUGUUUUUUUUUCGACCUUCUUAUUCGUUUCCCAUCCCAGUUCUAGACAUUUAGCAAACUCUCCUAUGUGCCUUAUUCUCUUCUGACACUUUAGCCUUUUUAUAUACAGUGACUAUGUAUUAUUAAUAUAGCAUUAUGAACAUGUACUAAAUCUAACGUCUAUAAAUGCUUUCUUACCUCAAUAUCAAGGAACUAUGACUGAUUGCAGACUCGGCGCGCUUUCCUUUUUUAGUUCUGAAUGUUGACUCACCCCGCUGUUAGUGUUAUAGCGGCCUUUAGAAGUUGGCGUUGUUUUUGCAGUGAGAUGGCAGAGUUUGCUUGAAUUCCUUUGUGCAGAUGGUAUUGAGAUCGCAGCUGAUACAUAGAGUUUCUGGGUUCGAUCGCCCCGUGGACUGACUGACGAGAGGAUACUGAGAUCAGGUCUUCGUGGAGACCGGCUGCAGAGACGUCAUGAAAGAAUCAGUUAUCAGAAUCAGUAAACAGAGAUGGUCCUGAGAUCAGACCCCUUUUGUGGACUGAAUCCGUAUCAGAGCUUUUCGCAGAGAGGUCAGAGAUCUCCUUUUAGACAUCAGACAAACAUCUGACCUGUCGUUUCUUGGUGAAGAUGACGGAUCACUGCGAUGACCUUCCAGUGGACCGGCCGUAUCUGGGAAUCCAAACUCCUUGCAGAGAUAGUAUUGAGGAUGUGAUGAGACUUUGUGGGCUGGUUGAAUUAAAGAUUAGAUUCGAUCGUAUACGGACAGAUCAUGGAAUGAAGAGCAGAUUCUCCAUGCAGAUAUGAAAUAGGUUUUUGUAGCAGGUUGAUUACAAAGAUGGAAAAUCUAACUGAGGAGAUAUAUGUAGAUAUAUACAAAUAGAGGAUUAAGAUCCCAUCUAACUGCUUCAGUAGAGAUUGUAGAAGAGAUCGUUCCCUACAAUUUCAGCUGCAUCUAAACAUCAAGUCAUCCUGAGCCGAUCUGAAUAUUCUUCCAGCGGGAUAGGGGGUCUGGAUUGAGAGGGGAAAUCGUAAUGUGAGAAAAUGAUUAUGCAGCCUGAAAUUUACGUCGUGGGGACACCAAGCAGACAGGCGCUUUAUUUCUACUAGUGUUGUUAAGAGCCUCACAGUUCAAGGUUCAAAGGAAGGGCAAGUCUAAGUCUUAGUCUAAGGGGCUAAAGAAGUUUGUUUUUAGUCAAGUAGAUUUAAAGAGAAGUUUGAGAUUUUAUGCAAGGUUGCCUGAACAAUUAAAAUCACGUUAAUGACACUGAAAUGCCCUAUUUAUUAAGAAAAUAUCAUUUGUUAGAUCAAAAUAUGAAUGAAUAUGUGAGGUGAUUAGCAGGUAAAGGAUGUUUUCAGGCUUAUCCUUUAACGAUGUUGAAUCCCAUUGUCCUAGACAACAUCUUAGCCUUAGUUUUAUUAUCAAAGCAGCAGUAUGUAACCGUUUAGAACAGGGGUGCCCAUACUUUCAUUGUUUUUGAAUGCGCUUCAGGUGCUUAUAUUGAUAUUCAGCAUAACAGGGCAAGCGACUAAAAAAUCACACUAACCCUAUUCUGAUGAGUUGCACUGAAUGCUGUCAGACAGGUUUGUGUAGUCUGGACAUUAGCUGCUGGUGCCAGUUCUCGAGCAGCUUCCAAGUGUUCAUCAGUAAGCAUGGACUGAUAUUUAGACUUAAUUAUUUUCAUGUGGGAAAAGGCUGGUUCACACAAGUAGGUUGAUCCAAAAAUGCUGGCGCUCAAAUAUGUGGCACAUUUUCUUAUGUUUGGAUCCAAAAUUGUCCAGCAGAGGCCCUUGACUUCGUAUGAAUGUCAGUUUGUAGGGUUAAAAUUUCUCCAUCAGUUUCUUCCACGUCUGAAUGAAACAGCCCUCUUACUGUACUUGCCCGAAUCGAACUGUUUGUGGUGUCCUUGUGCUUGGCUGCGCACUCAUCUUCACAAACAGUGUGGGUUACGAAAGGAAAAAUGCACAAAUGGUGCAAACUGGCUACUGAUGAAUGAAAACCUUCUAGAUUAGCAGUGCUUUAGGCGGGCUUAGGCGUAGCUAUGGUAACAAACCGCAAAUUAAAAAGUCAGUGGCCACAUUUCAUGUUAAUCACGUUGGACUGUUUGAAUGAGGAGUGAUCUACCAGCGUGCACUGUGUGAUCGACUGGUAGAUCGCGAUCGACGUAUUGGGCACCUCUGUUUUAGAAUAUGUAGAAAUCUGGAGACCUCUUUGGUAGAAAUAGGAUAGCCAGGAUGUGAUAGUUUAGUGGUUAGGGUGCUGGACUAGUUAUUACAACAUUGCAGGUUCAAACCCCACUACUAACCAUCAAUUGUUUGCAACUGGUCACCGUUAUAAGCCUCUGUUAAAUGCUCUGUUUAACAUGCAGCAUUAAUGUCAGUUCGAAAGCACAAUUUUAGCUCUCAUUGUACUGAUUGUCCUAUAUAUAUAUAUAUAUGUUAAAGUCUAAUGUAUACUGUAUCAAUGAUACCGUACCAUCCAAAAUCUUAUACCCAAACCUAGUUUUGUAUAGUAGUAUAAAUAGCCUGGCCGGAAUAGUGGCUGAAAUAACUUAGCCAUUAGGAGGUGCGCUCUCAGUGCUGCUCCCAAGCCUGGAUAACAUAAGAAGGAUUUUUUUGUAAUGUCCAACUUUUAAUUCAAAUAAAAAGAGUCAUUCAGACCCAUACAGAAGAGUUAAAGAAGGUAAAGCCUAAACACCCUCACCCUCAGAUCAUCUGUACAACAAUCAACAUCAAAACAAACUCGCAGCUUCUUAUUUUUUCUAGCAACGGCAUUCAUCCACCUUCUUUUAAUACAGUAUCUGUGUAUAAUUUACUUUAUUAUUGUAUGUAAGUUUGACGUAAAUUGUUAUUGUUGCUUCACGUUACCAUUUUGCUCUCAUGAAUAAUAGUAUAUACAAUCUUGUAAAUUUCCCUGCACAGCUUGUACAAUCUGUAUACCUAUGUCUCUUUGCUGAUUAUUAUUAUUGUAGCCUUUGUUUUUGUAUUAGAAAAUUUCUUAUGUGUUUGCUGUGCCUAUCAAUACUUACGUCUUUACAUUAUUACAAGCGUUUAUAUGACUACACUUUUUGUUAGUGUGUUUUUUUUUUUAUUUUAACUUUGACCUGAAGAGGGGUCACUGCAGAAGUGCUAUCAUUUAAUCAUUUAGGUUACACUGAUCAGCCAUAACAUUAAAACCUACUUGUUUCUAGA
Molecule: messenger RNA, 8612 nt
Organism: Trichomycterus rosablanca
Lineage: Eukaryota; Metazoa; Chordata; Actinopteri; Siluriformes; Trichomycteridae
Gene: ahr2
Product: aryl hydrocarbon receptor 2
Exons: 12
Coding region: 1-4110 (1369 amino acids)
Biological process (GO): response to xenobiotic stimulus; xenobiotic metabolic process; regulation of transcription by RNA polymerase II
Cellular component (GO): aryl hydrocarbon receptor complex; nucleus
Molecular function (GO): transcription cis-regulatory region binding; nuclear receptor activity; protein dimerization activity
Source: RefSeq, a predicted model, not a curated record